AUGCAGACCUGGUUCUGUGUGACCCUGGGGCUGCUCUGUCUGACACAGGCUGUGAGCGCCUGUCCUGAGUCCUGUAAGUGUUCCCAGAAGUCAGGACCUGGCAAGACCGAGGUAAACUGUCACAAAAGAGGCCUCCUCAGCGUCCCGUCCGGCCUGCCCUCCGACACCUGGAAUCUCAAACUGGGUGAGAAUGGCAUAACGGAUCUGAAAGCUGGUCUCCUUAAAUCCGUUCCCAAAAUCGAAAGCCUAAACUUGGAGCGAAAUGCCAUUAAAUUCAUCCAUGCGCAGGCCUUCUCCGCGGCAAAGGAACUAAGGCUGUUGAAACUCUACGGCAACCACAUCACAACACUUCCACCACGAGGACUCCAGGACGCCCGUAAUCUGCGCUUCCUCAUGCUGGGGCAGAAUGAGAUCGGAGCUUUGAGGCCGGACAUGUUUGCAGGGCUGAGAAACCUGUCAGAGUUGGACCUUCCACUCAACGCUCUCUCCAGCCUCAAGCCAAAUGUCUUCAAGCAGCUCAUUGCCCUCAAAGUCCUGGACCUCUCCAUGAACCGAAUCAGCUCCGUGUCGGCAAAGGCCUUCACUGGACUGAAGCAACUGCUCUUCCUCAACUUGGACAAUAACAGCAUAAAGAAUCUUCCAGUCAGUGUGUUCAAACCCCUGCGCUCGCUGGAGAUGCUGGUCUUGGACAAUAAUCUUCUGAGUACAAUAGCAGCUACGGUUUUGGACGGUCUGGUCAACCUGCAGGAGCUGUACUUGAGGAACAACGAGCUGGAGAGCCUUCCUCCAGGCUUGUUCAGAAGCACACCACACCUCUCUCAGCUGGCUCUCAGUGGCAACAAACUCAAGUCCCUGGACGGAAAACUGUUUACAUCUCUGACAGCCAUGCAGAAACUCCACCUCCAUGACAACCCCUGGCACUGUGACUGUAACAUCCAGUCCCUGGUGCAGUAUUUGGGCCAAACGCAGAGCUCCGUGUCCCCGUCCCUCCGCUGUGUGAGUCCUCCGCAGCUCCACGGCAAAACCCUAAACAGUCUGAAGGGCGACCAGAACGUUUGUCCGGCUUGA
This is a messenger RNA of Knipowitschia caucasica, 1068 nucleotides long. NCBI's taxonomy places the organism in Eukaryota, Metazoa, Chordata, Actinopteri, Gobiiformes, Gobiidae. The record is from the annotation of a GenBank genome assembly.